GCUCUGCAGGCGGGAGGGGGCGGGCAAUGCGCGGGCACCGCGCAGGGGAUCCCGCCUCCGCCUGUCCCCGGCGCAGCCCCGAGAGGCGGCGCGGACGGGCCCGGGCUGGCGCUGCGAGGCUCGCUCUGGAGAAGAAGCCGGGCUCCGGCCCCUAACAAUCCGCAGCGAGGAGCAGAGCCCGGCAGUGCCCGCCUGGCGCCGCGCACCGCCAUGGCCCGCGCACCUGGACUCUGCCGCGGCCCCGGGGACGCUCGCACAGCUGGCUCCGGGCGCACGCACUGGGCCAGGGACACCCGGGCCCGUGGGCGCACGUCGGGCUCGGCCCCUUACUCGCGUGUCGCCGCAGUUAGGUGCGCGCCGCUGCCUAAACCCAGGUGAUUUGGGUCAGAGUGCCCAUAAUAAGGAUUAGUCGUCUGUCAAAAGUUUAGUGAUUGAUUAUUAAGAAAAUUUCCUGCAUUGUUCAUGGAGUUUUUCAUCAGUAUGUCUGAAAGCAUUAAAUAUAAUGAUGAUGAUCACAAAACUGUGUUUCUGAAAACAUUAAAUGAACAACGUCUGGAAGGAGAAUUUUGUGACAUAGCUAUUGUGGUAGAAGAUGUGAAAUUCAGAGCGCACCGGUGUGUGCUUGCUGCAUGCAGUACCUACUUCAAAAAGCUUUUCAAGAAACUGGAGGUUGAUAGCUCAUCAGUAAUAGAGAUAGAUUUCCUUCGUUCUGAUAUAUUUGAAGAGGUUCUAAAUUAUAUGUAUACUGCAAAGAUUUCAGUUAAGAAGGAAGAUGUAAAUUUGAUGAUGUCAUCAGGUCAGAUUCUUGGUAUUAGGUUUUUAGAUAAACUUUGUUCUCAGAAACGUGAUGUAUCUAGUCCCGAAGAAAACGCCCAAUCCAAGAGUAAGUAUUGUCUGAAAAUAAAUCGUUCUAUUGGAGAAUCUAAUGAUAACCAAGAUGACGAGGUUGAGGAAAUUGGAGAUCAUGAUGAUAGCCCAUCAGAUGUAACAGUAGAAGGAACUCCUCCAAGUCAGGAAGAUGGGAAAUCUCCUACUAAUACACUAAGAGUUCAAGAAGCAAUUCUAAAAGAGUUGGGGAGUGAAGAGGUUCGAAAAGUAAACUGCUAUGGUCAAGAAGUAGAGCCCAUGGAAACAACUGAAUCAAAAGACUUAGGAUCUCAAACCCCUCAAGCUCUAACCUUUAAUGAUGGCAUAAGUGAAGUGAAAGAUGAACAGACGCCAGGAUGGACAACAGCAGCUGCUGACAUGAAGUUUGAGUAUUUGCUUUAUGGUCACAGGGAACAGAUUGCAUGUCAAGCAUGCGGUAAGACAUUUACUGAUGAAGCACGAUUGAGAAAACAUGAAAAGCUCCAUACUGCUGAUAGACCAUUUGUUUGUGAAAUGUGCACUAAAGGGUUUACCACACAGGCUCACUUGAAAGAGCACCUGAAAAUCCAUACAGGUUACAAGCCUUAUAGCUGUGAGGUGUGUGGAAAGUCUUUUAUUCGAGCUCCAGAUCUGAAAAAGCAUGAAAGAGUCCAUAGUAAUGAAAGGCCAUUUGCAUGCCAUAUGUGUGAUAAAGCUUUCAAGCACAAGUCCCAUCUAAAAGAUCAUGAAAGAAGACACCGAGGGGAAAAACCUUUUGUCUGCAGCUCUUGCACUAAAGCAUUUGCUAAAGCAUCUGAUCUAAAAAGGCACGAGAACAAUAUGCACAGUGAAAGGAAACAAAUUACAACAGCCAACGCCAUCCAGAGUGAAACAGAACAGUUACAGGCAGCAGCCAUGGCAGCUGAAGCGGAGCAGCAACUUGAAACUAUAGCUUGUAGUUAAAGACAAAAGCAACUUUAUCCAAAAAGUAACUUAAGAAAUUAAAUUGAACAAAAAUUUAAAUGUUGAAACAUGUUUAGACUGAUCAUUAACUUUUCAGGAUAAAAUAUUUUUAGAGGGAUUGAACACUGCAUGGGAGCAUAUAGCAGUGCUUGGUUAGGUAUUUUAAAAUACUUCAAAGAUAUGUAUUCUUAGAAUAUAAAAAUAAUUUUGUUAUUAGCACUAACAUGUUUUAAUUUCAGAAAACGAGGAAAUCUCUAUUUGAUGUUUCUGCAUACUUGUCCUUUGUACACAUUAGUAAAACCAAUGAGGUAAAUUAUGUCUAACAAAACUGAAAUUUGUUGAAAAAGUUAUAAGUAUGGGAACAAAAUAUUUUUU
Molecule: messenger RNA, 2184 nt
Organism: Malaclemys terrapin pileata
Lineage: Eukaryota; Metazoa; Chordata; Testudines; Emydidae
Gene: ZBTB14
Product: zinc finger and BTB domain containing 14
Exons: 3
Coding region: 463-1809 (448 amino acids)
Biological process (GO): regulation of transcription by RNA polymerase II
Cellular component (GO): nucleus
Molecular function (GO): DNA-binding transcription factor activity, RNA polymerase II-specific; protein binding; RNA polymerase II cis-regulatory region sequence-specific DNA binding
Source: RefSeq, a predicted model, not a curated record